This is a messenger RNA of Cornus florida, 2975 nucleotides long. RefSeq lists its product as uncharacterized. The record is from RefSeq and is a predicted model, not a curated record. Gene Ontology annotation, molecular function: DNA-3-methyladenine glycosylase activity. Lineage: Eukaryota; Viridiplantae; Streptophyta; Magnoliopsida; Cornales; Cornaceae. Gene Ontology annotation, biological process: base-excision repair. The coding region runs from base 1665 to 2810 and encodes 381 amino acids. The transcript has 6 exons.
AUAUAUAUAUAUAUGUAUACACACACCGUUUGUCACUGAAAUUAGGGCUUGGUUUCUAUGGAAGUCUCUACAAGAACAACUUCGCACUGAUUGCUCAUAAGAGUGCCCAUCGUCGUUCGUGUGCUCGUCGUUCUGUAUCACUGCUGUUCCCGUGCCUCGACUGUAAGCUUCGUUCCGAGCUCGCAGUCAGACGUUCAUCCUUGCCCAUCGUUAUUGUCCGUCGCCGCAACUUGUCAUCCUUGUCGUCAUCCUUCUUGCUUACAUCCUUCCACCACCGGAUUAAUUUGACACUGGUUAGUUCCAUCAUCGCCCGUAGGUUCUUCAUUGCUCCGGCGAUGAGGACUAUGAAGAUGAGAGUGCACUGUUCUGUUUCUUCACUGAACUGAUGAAUAAAAAUUGGGGCUUUUCAUUGGGUCUUUGUUAUUUGUCGCUCAGUACAUGGAACCUGGCCAAUUUCAAGUUCUCUCUCUGUAUUUUCUAUAUAUCUUUUUGUACAUACUUAAUUUCAGCGAACCAAUCUCACACACGACAAGCUUUAAGUGUUGACAACACCAAGUUUAUAUCGGUGAGCUCUAAGCAAGACGAACCAACUGCUAGCUCCAUUGAUUCUCACGGUGAUUGCUUGUGUUGUUUGUUACCCAAACCCAUUUCAUACCCCUCUUUGCAACUUCACACACGACGGCGAGGUGGUUCAUGGCGACGACAGGUUCAUAACGCGUCCCGUGGGUUGAACACGCCAAAAUCGUGACGCCGGUGAUGGCGGUGAUUCGUUCUUGGCCGUCUGGUUGUCUUCAACUCCGACGACAGUGGCGUUGGAUUUUGAGCUAGGGUUUGAUUAUGGAGAUGAAUUGAUUGCGCUAUAUUUAGGGCAAGACGACCAAAAACAAAUUGUUACGAAGAGGUAGAAGAUGGAGAGAGAAGUAGUUGAGGAGAGAGAAAGGGGUUUUCGCGUAAGAGGCAGAAAUGGAGAGAAAAGUAGUUGGGGAGGCCAUUGGAGUCGCCAGAGUAGAGCAACGUUUGUGAGGUGGGAUUUGGGUGAUGGAUGAGCAGAAUUGAUGGGUGGAGUUGAUAAGGGACCUGUGUGGGAUUGGUGGAUUUGUGGAGGGGUGAAUCGGGCAUGGUGAUGGUAUAAGGAGGAGGUAGAAAAGGAGAGGAUAAGAGAGGAGAGAGAAAAUGCCACGCAAUAUGAAAAAGCAGUGAUUGUGCUGGAAGUUUGGUCACAAAAAUAGUUAACAAGAUGUCGAAUGGUAAUAUAGUCAUUUAACACCUUAAAAUUAUUUUGAUCAUGACAUUUGGGAGAGAAGUGAAAUGAUAAAUCACUAAUUUAACAUAAAACCAAAAUAUUAAUCUGGAUAAAAUAUGAACUUAUAAAAGUAAUACUAUUGCUUAGGUGUCAACCGAUUAGUAGUAGUCGGGCUUUCGUCCCCGCUCCUCUCUCUCUCUAAACACACACUGAAGCGUCAAUUCCCCUCUCUCUAGAAAAACUAUUUCCUGGCCGUCGUUGGUUUCUUGAUCGAAUAGCCGUAAGUUUCCAUUGAUGGUUUUCUCAGUAUCCCAUUUUCAACUUCUGAAUCGGAAAUGCAGCUUCCAAUCUUCUUCUUCUAGGGUUUCUGAAGCCAAAUUCCAUCACCUCAGCCUCCGAUUCACUUCAACAGUUUUGUUCAAUGUCGGGACCAGCGCGAAUCAAGUCGACAAACCCUGCAGAUUCGGAGUCACGGCCGGUCCUGGUGCCAGCCGGGAACAAAGCCAGAACGAUCGAAACGCGCAAGUCGGUGUUGAAACCUCAGAAGAAAGUAGAGAAACCGCAAGCAAUUGAUGAAGCCAAGGCAAGAAAAGCUACUUCUUCACCAGCACCGUCACCGUCACCGUCACCGUCACCGCGGCAAUGUAUUAAUGUACCGUCGUUUUUGAAGCAGCAGGACCACAAACUUCUGAAGUCGAAUUCGUCGCUCAGUGCUUCGUGUUCGUCGGAAGCGUCAUCUGAUUCGUCGCACAGUGGUUCUUCCUCGACUGGGAGGAUAAGCCGACGGAGUGUGCCACCUAUUCUGAGAAAGCAACGCCCUUCAAACACCAAAAAGAUUGUUACUGAUACUAACAUUGUCUCGGCAGCUGCUUCGCUGGUCAAGAAAAGGUGCGCUUGGGUGACUUCGAAUGCUGAUCUGUGUUAUGCUGAUUUUCAUGACAAAGAAUGGGGAACUCCCGUUCAUGAUGACAAGAAACUGUUUGAAUUGCUCAUCUUAUCCACUGCCUUGGCUGAACUUACAUGGCCUGCCAUUCUCAACAAAAGGCAUAUGUUUAGGGAAGUCUUUCUAGAUUAUGAUCCAAUUGCUGUCUCAAAAUUAAAUGAGAAGAAGAUAGCGACACCAGGAAGCCCUUCCAGCUCUCUACUAUCAGAGCUAAAGCUGCGGGCCAUCAUUGAAAAUGCACGCCAAAUGUGUAAGAUAAUAGAUGAGUUCGGGUCUUUUGACAAGUAUAUUUGGGGCUUCGUAAACCAUAAGCCUAUAGUCAGUCAAUUCCGGCAUCCCCACCAGGUUCCAAUUAAGACAUCAAAAGCAGAUGCGAUAAGUAAAGACCUUGUGAGAAGAGGGUUCCGAGGCGUUGGACCUACAGUCAUCCACUCGUUCAUGCAGGUGGCUGGAAUAACAAUUGACCAUCUCAUUAGUUGCUUUAGGUUCCAGGAGUGUGUGGCUGCAGCAGACGCAAGGUAUAUAAAGAAGGCACCCAAGGCUAAGGUUGAAGAGAAACAACCCGAGGCUACAAGUGACUUGGAACUUGCAAGCGUAAAUUAUUUGGGUUUAUCCAAGGAGUAACUAAUAAGGACAUAAUUGAUGGGCUGUAAUUGACACCUUGAAAGGGUGGUCAGUCAUUCCGUGUUCAUGAGAAGGUAGUUUGUGUACAAAUGACUGAAUUAAUUUGUAGUAUUGUUUUGUAAAUAAAGAAAAAUAGGUACAUAAGUAUUGUUUCUAAGUCUUUGA